Messenger RNA from Micropterus dolomieu (smallmouth bass), 2191 nucleotides. It is a transcript of the gene nadsyn1, whose product is annotated as NAD synthetase 1. The record is from RefSeq and is a predicted model, not a curated record. Gene Ontology annotation, cellular component: cytoplasm. NCBI's taxonomy places the organism in Eukaryota, Metazoa, Chordata, Actinopteri, Centrarchiformes, Centrarchidae. Gene Ontology annotation, biological process: NAD+ biosynthetic process. Gene Ontology annotation, molecular function: glutaminase activity; NAD+ synthase (glutamine-hydrolyzing) activity; ATP binding. The transcript is spliced from 20 exons. The annotation marks the transcript as partial.
AGCCGUCCAGGUCGAAUCUGCAAGUAUAUAUUGAGAGCCAGGCAGGUCGAUAGAUCCCGUCACUAACAGGCUUAAUAUUGUUCGCUGUGUUCACUACUCACUGUUUCAACAGCAAACUACCGAGAUGGGACGGAAAGUGACUCUUGCAACUUGCUCGGUGAAUCAGUGGGCUUUGGACUUUGAAGGCAAUUUGGAGAGAAUACUGAAGAGUAUUGAGAUUGCUAAGGCUCAUGGAGCCAAAUACAGACUGGGCCCAGAGCUGGAGAUAUGCGGGUAUGGCUGUGCAGACCACUUCUAUGAGUCGGACACGUUGCUCCACAGCUUUCAGGUCCUGAGGAAGCUUCUGGAAUCUCCGAUCACCCAGGACAUCAUCUGUGACGUAGGAAUGCCCAUCAUGCAUCAUAAUGUGCGCUACAACUGUCGGGUCCUGUUCCUCAACAGAAAGAUACUGCUGAUCAGACCUAAAAUGCUGAUGGCCAACUACGGGAACUACAGAGAGAUGCACUGGUUCUCUCCUUGGAACCAGUUACGGCAAGUGGAGGAGUAUUUCUUGCCCAGAAUGAUCCAGGAGGUAACAGGGCAGGAUACAGUCCCAUUUGGUUACUGUGUGCUAUCCACAAAGGACACCUGUAUUGGAACUGAGAUAUGUGCCGAGCUCUGGAACCCCAGAAGCCCCCAUAUUCAGAUGGGUCUGGACGGGGUUGAGAUCUUCACUAAUUCGUCUGCUAGCCACCACGAGCUCCGUAAAGCUGAUGAAAGAGUCAACCUGGUAAAGUCAGCCACCACAAAGAGUGGAGGUAUCUACCUGUAUUCCAACCAGAGGGGCUGUGAUGGAGACCGGAUCUACUAUGACGGCUGUGCCAUGGUGGCCAUCAACGGAGACAUUGUGGCACAAGGUGCACAGUUCUCCCUUGAUGAUGUGGAAGUGAUUACAGCCACUCUUGACCUUGAGGAUGUGCGGAGCUACAGAGGAGAAAUAUGCCAGCCAAUCAUGGAAAGUGAACCCAAACCUUGCCACAGGGUCAAAGUUGACUUCUCUUUAUCCAGUGGUGAUGAUAUCUACCUCCCAACUCACCAACCAAUAACAUGGCACUUUCGUACUCCUGAAGAAGAGAUCAGUCUAGGGCCGGCCUGCUGGCUGUGGGACUACCUGAGGAGAAGUGGACAGGCUGGUUUUCUGUUGCCUCUGAGCGGGGGCGUCGACAGCUCCUCCACUGCCUGUAUUGUCCACUCUAUGUGUGUGCUGCUCUGCCAGGCUGUAGAGGACGGCAACAGCCAGGUACUGGAGGAUGUUCGCAGAGUGGUAGGGGAUGACUCCUACCGUCCUCAGCACCCAAAGGAGCUGUGCGGUCACAUCUUCACCACCUGCUACAUGGCCAGCGAAAACUCCUCAGGGGACACAUGCAGCAGGGCCAAAGAUCUGGCCAAUCAGAUCGGCAGCACACACAUGAAUAUUAACAUAGACAUGGCAGUGAAAGGCAUUCUGGGUAUCUUCUCUGUGGUUACUGGAAAGUGGCCUCAGUUUCGCGCCAAUGGAGGAAGCCACAGAGAAAACCUGGCUCUGCAGAAUGUACAGGCUCGGGUCAGGAUGGUCCUGGCCUACCUGUUUGCCCAGCUGAGUCUGUGGGCCCGGGGUAAGCCAGGUGGAUUGCUGGUGCUGGGCUCAGCCAACGUAGAUGAGAGUUUGACAGGGUAUUUCACAAAGUAUGACUGCUCCAGUGCUGACAUCAACCCAAUAGGAGGCAUCAGCAAGACAGACCUGAAGAGCUUUCUGCUUUACUGUGCUGAGCAGUUCCAGCUCACCACUCUGAGAGGCAUCCUGGCCGCUCCGCCCACAGCUGAACUGGAGCCACUGACAGACGGACAGGUUUCACAAACAGAUGAGGCAGACAUGGGAAUGACCUACUCUGAACUGUCUGUGAUUGGACGCCUGAGGAAGAUCUCCAAGUGUGGCCCCUUCAGUAUGUUCUGUAAACUCAUUCACGUGUGGAAGGAUGCGCUCUCAGCCACAGAGGUGGCCCAGAAGGUGAAGCACUUCUUCCAGAUGUACUCCGUGAACCGCCACAAGAUGACCACAGUGACGCCGUCCUACCACGCGGAGAGCUACAGUCCUGAUGACAACCGCUUUGACCUCCGACCUUUCCUCUAUAAUACACGCUGGACCUGGCAGUUCAGGUGCAUCGACAACCAG